AUGCCCGAGGGGACUUUGCCUCCACUGCGACCACCGACGCCCAGUCUCAAGAGGAAACGGACUCCCGAAGCCGAUGAUUCGCCGUUGACGAUAGGUCCAACGGCGGCUGCGGCGCUCGCUGCUGACCGCCCGGCGCGUAUCGUCCCCAAGCCCCUUCUCCGCAACAAGCGGACCGAAGAAGACGGCCCUCGACGCUGCGAUAAGUGCGAGUCCGCGGAAGAAUCACCCGAAAAUCUUCUUAUCGUCUGUCCUGUCUGCGAUUGGUCGUGGCAUCAGCGUUGCCACGAUCCCGAAAUCGGUGCCGGUUCGGUCCGCGACAGGGUACGCUUCAAGUGUGCAGAGUGUGUGAGGGAAGGGGCGGCCAUUGAUGCCUACCGACUGGACAAGCUCCACCAGGAUCAGAUAUCGUCGCGAGGUGUGGCCGACGUCGAGAAGCUGCGCAACGCAAGGCUCGCGGAGCUUCCAGCGUUUAAAAAACCAGAGCUCGUGGGCUUCAAGGCGGGCGAUGCGGACCGCGAAACGGCCCUCACAACACCAGCCAGUCUACCGCGCCUUGCGCCGCCAAAGGUGCGUCAACCGGCGGCAAAGCCUGUCACCAAACGACCAAAGACGUCCGCCAUUCGCAAGGUUCAGGAGACGGAGACCAUUGCCGACCAGCCAGACGAGGAGCCGCUACCUGGUAUAUGGCCCGAGGCCGGCAUUGGUCUGUACAGCAAGUUGCCGCCCGAGCUACCUGAUCCGAUCUUGUUGGGACAGAAUGAUGAGGAGGCGUUCAGUGGGUUCAUGAUUGAUCGAAAUGGACGGCCCGUGGAGCCGGCCUUUGGGAAGACGGCGAAGCGGCAAGUCCACCAGAGCACAUCCAACCCCGAGCUCCGACCCAAGCAGCACGAGUCUCGAGCCCUCCUCGAAAGCGCAGAGGGAGUCAAGGCUGCUACAGAGUUGGAGCUGGUGGAGGGAACCGCCCACGGGAGCUCCAAAGCGCAAGCACGGAGAAAGCAGUGGGAGGAAGACGUAGAUACGGCGAAGAGUGCGAUACCCAAUAGUCAUGUCAGUGCUCCCUCUCAUGAUGCGAAUGCGCCUAGACUUGCAUCUAGCAAGACCCGCCACCCGCAAAGCAACCCUCCGAAAUCCCACAUCGCAAUCACAAACACGCGCCGCGACGAGCCCGUCGCCCGUCUCAAACACGGUGCCCCAGAGGUGGUAGCCUGGCGUGAAGACCCUCGGCCCAGGCACGUGCGCCGCGAAGGCGAUGAAGGCCGCCAGGAGACACGUGGCGAUGCCCGACCGCACGAGGAGGGUGAUGGCGUGGGAGGGACGGAGGAUGCUCAGCAGCGAGAGGAGGGUGUCGAAGAUGAGGAAAAUCAGAGCGGCUAUGACGUUGUGUCUGUUCACGUGUUAGUCGGAGUUUCCAACGCAAGAGCCUGA
This is a messenger RNA of Verticillium alfalfae VaMs.102, 1425 nucleotides long. RefSeq lists its product as hypothetical. The transcript has 4 exons. Lineage: Eukaryota; Fungi; Ascomycota; Sordariomycetes; Glomerellales; Plectosphaerellaceae. The coding region runs from base 1 to 1425 and encodes 474 amino acids. The record is from RefSeq and is a predicted model, not a curated record.